UUUAUUUGAAUGUUUUGAGCACACUAAUUUUAAUAUCGCACUCGCCUGUAUGAAAAUCUGCAAGGGCAACAAGCUGUAGGAACUUGGCGGCGCUCCUCUUUCGACCGGGCGCAUACAAUCUCCGACGAGUUUCGUGCUGCCAGGUUUGGAGGCUUUCAAAAGGCUGUUUUCCCUAGAAGCAUACAGAAGCGCGAGAUGGAGGUGCUGGAUGAGUGGUUAUGGAGGCAGGAGUACUGGCUUCCUCCUGGGAUUACCUGGGAGGACAUGCAGCAGAUGGAGGGCUCAGCCUGUCCACUCCCACGGGACCUGUUCCUUUCUCUCCCCCUGGCUUUGGGUUUCAUUGUGCUACGCUACAUAUUUGAGAGGACUGUAGCGUUACCUCUCAGCAGACGAUUAGGGGUCCGAGAUCGGCUGCGCAUUUCUGCUGUACCGGCUCCAAGUCUGGAGGCCUUUUACACACAGCACCGUCGACAGCCUUCCCAGAGCGAGAUUGCGAGACUGAUGAAACAGAGUGACCUAACACAAAGACAAGUGGAGAUCUGGUUCCGUUACCGUAGAAACCAGGACAGACCAAGCAACACCAAGAAGUUUUGUGAAGCAAGUUGGAGAUUUUUCUUCUAUCUCAUAUCGUUCACUGCUGGACUAGCGUGUUUGAUUCGUACGCCCUGGUUCUGGGACCAAACAGAAUGUUGGAAAGGUUACCCACAACAGCCUGUAGAGACAGCUCACUAUUGGUACUAUAUGAUUGAAUUGGGCUUCUACUGGUCUUUGCUCCUCUGUGUGUCGGUGGAUGUCAAGCGAAAGGAUUUUAAGGAACAGAUUGUUCACCAUAUUGCCACAAUUUUCCUGCUUGGUUUCUCUUACUGUGCGAACUACAUCCGCGUAGGCACACUAGUGAUGCUCGUGCACGACUCCUCAGAUUUCCUGCUGGAGUCUGCCAAGAUGUUCAACUACGCUGGCUGGAAAAAAACAUGCGAUUCGCUGUUCGUCAUCUUCGCGGCUGUCUUCCUGGUGACACGACUAAUAGUAUUCCCAAGCAAAAUAAUAUACACCACCCUUGUCCUAUCCAUGGACAUUUUUCAGCCCUUCGUGGGCUAUUACUUCUUCAAUGCUCUGCUUCUGGUCCUCCAAGGCCUGCAUAUCUUCUGGGCUUCACUCAUCCUGCGCAUGAUAUAUAAAUUUCUCUUUCUGGGGAAGUUGGACAAAGAUGAACGCAGUGACGAGGACAGUGAAGCAGGGGAGGAUGAGGAUGAUAAAGGGGACGAAGAGCAGGAGUCCUCCUGGAAGAAAAGAAAAGUUGUCCUCGAUUCCAAACUGGCUAUGCUGACCUCUAGUUGUGUUUUAAACAACUUAACUAAUCAAAGGGCUAACGGCUGUAGCCAAAUGCCAAAAGCAAGAUAACAACAUCUGGGCAUCUCUGUGUCAAUACAGGGGUGUUUAAAUUUUCACAUUUUAAUGAAAAUUUAAUGGUUGCACUCCUGUUUGUGAAGAUGGAGGAGCACGCUCUUACAUUCUCAUGUUGUAAUAUAAUCGUUUAUUGAGCUACGCUUUUGUGAGACGUUUUCGUCACAGGAAUUUUCACUGCAGUCGUGCGAUGAAAGCUAGAGUAUGUGUCUUGGCUGUUUGAUCUGUUAGUCAGAGUUGCACUGUUUAUUUAUACUUGGUGUU
Chanos chanos (milkfish) is the source of this 1668-nucleotide messenger RNA. RefSeq names its product ceramide synthase 4b (gene cers4b). The transcript is spliced from 11 exons. Lineage: Eukaryota; Metazoa; Chordata; Actinopteri; Gonorynchiformes; Chanidae. Gene Ontology annotation, molecular function: sphingosine N-acyltransferase activity; DNA binding. The record is from RefSeq and is a predicted model, not a curated record. Gene Ontology annotation, cellular component: membrane. The coding region runs from base 196 to 1401 and encodes 401 amino acids. Gene Ontology annotation, biological process: ceramide biosynthetic process.